Messenger RNA from Oryctolagus cuniculus (rabbit), 7545 nucleotides. It is a transcript of the gene TMEM245, whose product is annotated as transmembrane protein 245. The record is from RefSeq and is a predicted model, not a curated record. NCBI's taxonomy places the organism in Eukaryota, Metazoa, Chordata, Mammalia, Lagomorpha, Leporidae.
CUUCCACCCUUGCUCCCCGCCAGUUCCAGUACCGCCUCGCGGCGGCCGCUGCAAAAAGGAGAUGGCUGACCGCGGCGGCGGCGGCCCUGCCGAGGCUCACAGCCCGCAGGGCUCCCCGGAGCAGGCGCCGCGGGUCCCGCGCGGGGUGGGACCGGGCGGCGGCGGCGGCGGGGAAACUCCGCGGACGGCGGCGCUGGCGCUGCGCUUCGACAAGCCCAUCAAGCAGGCCUUCUACAACACGGGAGCCGUGCUGUUCGUGUGCCUGUGCUGCGGCGCGGCCGUGCUGGUCUACUUCAUCCUCGAGGCCUUCCUGCGGCCGCUGCUGUGGGCCGUGCUGUGCGGCACCUUCCUGCACCCCUUCAAGAGCUCGCUGACGCGCCUGGGCCGCCACUGGCUGCAGCGGCUGCACCGCGCGCACACGCCCAUCGUGCUGGCCGCGCUGCUGCUGCCGCUCUGCUUCGCCGACUACGGGGUCGAGGCCCUGGGCGAGCAGGCGCUGCGCCGCCGCCGCCUGCUGCUGCUGCUGGGCGCCGGCGGCCCGCUGCUGUAUGGCCUCUACUGCCUCGGUAGCUACCUGGGCGUGCAGGUGCUGCUGGCGCACGCGGGCGCGCUCAUCUGCCGCGGGCUGGACUACUUCAGCAGCCUGUGGAUCUGGACGUUAGUAGUUGGCUAUGUGUUGACUGUUUCAUUCAAGUGGAAUGCAAGCACUGAACGCUACUUGAGAGCAGUUUCAAUUCCUGUCUGGAUUCUAUUGCUUUUUCAUUUAGCAUCCCUGGCUGGCUCAUGGAGAAUUCCAGUUUUCCUGAUGAUUGUUUUCCUCAUGUCUGUGGGCACCCUCUAUGAAAAGCAGAAUGGAAAAGAGGCUUCUGGGGCAGAGUUACCAGGGCAAGUCAUCUCCAUGGCGGCUUCUACUCUAGCAAACUUGGCCAUCUCUAUCACAGGAUAUGAGUCAAGCAGUGAAGACCAGCCCUCCACUCAGCCUGCAGAAACCAUGGACAGUGGAGAGCCUCCUCCAACGUUGUCCUCCGCUUCCUCUCCUUCCCCAACCCUGGGCAGACCAAGGCCUGAAAUGGGAACGUUCCUUAGAAAGAAGAAAACGAGUGACAUCUACUUUGUGUGUCUCGUGUGGGCCAUCAUUGUUGUCCAGAUCUGGCUGAACCUGUGGAUUGUGCAGUUGCUACCAGUGCCUGUUGCAGUCUGGGUACUCAAGAAGCUUGUCAUUCACUUUGGAGUUGUGGACUUUCUGGAAAAACGCUGCCACGUGUGGUGGAGGGUUGUCGAGUGCUUCUUGAAGGAGCGACAGGAAGCCCUGGCACCAUGGCCAAUUAUUGGACUUGGAAAAUUCCUGCUAAAAGUUGAUAGCAAGCUCUGGCACUGGCUAAAUAAGAAGAUGAUCAUCUGGUUGGAGAAGAUGUUAGAUAAAAUUAUUAGCAUUUUCAUCAUAUUUCUGUUAGUGAUAGGAACCCUUCUUCUAGCCCUACUCCUGACUGCAAAGGUACAUCAAGAGAGCGUGCACAUGAUUGAAGUCACAAGUAAUUUGAUUAAUGAAACCCUAGCAAAUCACCCUGAAUGGGCAAAUUGGCUUCCCGAGGCACAGGUGGUCCAAAGGGCCCUGAAUUCCGCAGCUAACAACGUGUAUCAGUAUGGACGAGAAUGGAUAACCCACAAGCUUCAUAAAAUUCUAGGAGAUAAGAUGAACAACACUGCUGUAAUUGAAAAGCAAGUACUGGAACUUUGGGACAGACUGUAUCACUCUUGGUUUGUAAAGAACAUCACACAUUCUGGGAGGCACAAAGGGCACAAGCUGCAUGUGAGUCGUCAGAACAGCUGGCUGGGGGACAUUCUGGACUGGCAGGAUAUUGCUUCCUUUGUUCACGAGAACAUCGAGACGUUUCUUUCGAUGUUAUCUUUUGACUUCCUACUAUGGAAGAUGAAGAUCCUGGAGUCUCUGUGGAUUGUUAUGAGCCGGAACGUGAGCCUGCUUUUCACCACGGUCACCACACUCCUGACCAUCCUCUUCUACAGCGGGACUGCCCUGCUCAAUUUCGUGCUCUCCCUGGUCAUUUUCCUGACCACACUGUUUUAUCUGUUAAGUUCCAGUGAUGAGUACUACAAGCCAGUGAAGUGGGUGAUAAGCCUGACGCCGCUCUCUCAGCCAGGCCCCUCGUCUAAUAUUAUUGGCCAGUCUGUGGAGGAAGCUAUCAGAGGGGUGUUUGAUGCCUCCCUCAAAAUGGCUGGCUUCUAUGGAUUGUACACCUGGCUGACUCAUACUAUAUUUGGCAUCAAUAUUGUCUUCAUACCAUCAGCAUUAGCAGCAAUCCUUGGAGCAGUGCCCUUCCUGGGGACAUACUGGGCAGCAGUACCUGCAGUUCUUGACCUGUGGCUGACACAGGGUUUAGGAUGCAAGGCCAUUUUACUGUUGGUUUUUCAUCUCUUGCCAACCUACUUUGUAGACACUGCAAUCUAUUCUGAUAUCUCAGGAGGUGGCCACCCAUACCUGACGGGCUUGGCAGUGGCUGGUGGAGCCUACUAUCUGGGCUUGGAGGGAGCAAUCAUUGGGCCCAUCCUUCUCUGCAUCCUUGUGGUUGCCUCCAAUAUCUAUAGUGCCAUGCUGGUGAGUCCCACGAACUCCAUGCCCACGCCAAGCCAGACCCCGUGGCCUGCUCAGACCCAGCGGACUUUCCGUGAUAUUUCUGAAGAUCUGAAAUCUUCAACAGACUGACAUGGUUUGCCCUGCAGUGAUUCUCUAGAAGUUCCACCCUGACAGUGAGUUCUGCUCAGCCCUGGCCUUCUGUCAGCUGUGCCUCGCAAGCAAGGGCGCUGGAAGCAGCAGAAGCCUCCGGCCUUGCGCACACAAUGCCUGGACAAGAGAGAACUUGCUGUGGGCUGCUCUGCAUUUUAAAGCACGGCUUGAGAGUUCAGAAAUGUGGUUUGCUCUCCUAACUGUUGCUAAAUGGCUUGAAAAGUUUCAGUUUAUACACUGGGACUAUGGCUUGAGGUUUUCCCACUUUGGUUAUCUGUAUGAUUGUAAUAGGUAUUUAUGAAGUUAUUUUAAGAACUCUGAACUACCUGCUGUUAAAAAUAAUAUAUACAAUGGAGUUUUCUCUUGCUUUAAGAGAUCUAUUCUUAAACUUUUCUAUAACAGCCACUUUUCAGUGAAGAGGACUUUCACUUUUCAGUUCCUCCCUUCUUGCACAAUGUAUCAUCCCUUCUUUAAGAAAGAACAAUUCUUCAUUGUAGGGUGAGGUAGCUUACUGAUGUUCCAGGUAUAUGUUGUACCCACAGGAGACACAGAAAGACUGAGAAACUCUUCCUCCUUUCUCCUCCCUCCUUUCCCCACUACACUAUUGCCAAAAUUUCAAAACUUGGAUGACCACAUUGAAGUAAAAUUCUUAUUAAGCUGCUAUGAAUGCUAAUAAUGUGAUAGAAUUCAUGCUGUCUUUAAGUGUUUUCUUUCCAAAUGUUAAAAACUCUCAGGUGUAGCAGUACUUUGAUUUGUUAAUCGUAUCUCAUUAUCAUUAUUUGGAACUCUGCCAAAUAGUUACCUAUUAGCAGUAGAAUUUUAUAUUUAUGCAGUAUUUUUCCAUCACUUAGCAUAGUGUCUUGCACAUACAACUCUUAUCGAAUUGAAUUGUAGCUUUGAAAAUGUCUCAGAUAUAACAAUAACCAGCACAGUGCUUUACAUUUUAUAAAGUCCUUUUGGACAUAUUAUUUCACAACCACUUCACAUCAGCUUUCAUGUGGCUUUAAAUUAUUUUGCAACAGUUUCACACUAAGGGGUAAGCUAAGCUUCAGAAAGUGACCAAAGCAAAUUCAUGAAGUUCAAUAAGAUUUAGAUUUUUCUGACUCCACAGCCUGCAAACUUUGUUCUCCUAUGUCUUAUGCAGUUUUCCCAAUGGCAUGAGAUAGAAUUGGUUAUGAAUGAGCACUUGUCCUGCAGUAAAUGACAGAGCUGGGAUUAGAAUCCAGCUCGGCUCUUAGUUCUGUGCCCUUUGCCCUGUUGGAAACAAUCAUCAGGCCCUUCUGUUAUUAAGGGAUUUUGGAGGAGCAGGGGUUCCUAAGUAUUGAAGUUUUUUUUUUUUUUUUUUGGUAAACAUUUACAAAUACAACUAAUUGUUUUCUUAAAUACCUUCUGACUAGGAAGUUAAUAGUAAUUAGCUUAAUAAUUAGGUUACAUGUGUUCCUAUACUAAAGAAAAAACUCCAUUUUGCAAAGAUCGUCAUGGGGAUAUUUUGACUGUUAUGCAAUAGAGCACAUGCAGAUCUCUUAUUUUUACUAUGAAUCUUUCAGCAUGUGUAAUCUGUUCCUCCAGGUAGUAGAUUUGGCACCCAAGUGACCCAUUCCCCUCUUAGAUCAGUUCCUCAGCCACUGAUUCAUUCACUGAAAUACUUCUUGGGAGUUUGUAAACUCCAGAGACAGUGCAGGGUGCUUAGAAGAGAACUCAGAAGGCCUCUCUCACCUUAAGUCUUAGCCGGAUCAUGUGUAAUUCUGUAUUAAAAAUACUUGCAUUACAGGGGUAAAAAAAAAUCAAGGUCAUGUUUGUUAAUUAUAUACUGCUACCUUUAUAGCUGUAAUUAGCACAUGUUUAUAAGAGUUAAGUAUUAUGCUCACAAUGAAUUAGUGGGCACAUACAAAUUAUGUUCCUCCAAACUGUGCUUAGCUGUGUAAACUGAGACUGCAAGAAUCUCAGCUUGAGCUAAUGUGUGGCUGUUGCUGGGAUAAUUAUUAGUAAGAGUACUAGGUUUUUAGAGGGGAACUCUGAGCUCUGAGAGAAUAGAGUAGAGCUGCCAAAAUUACCAGCAGUAAUGUGACAUCACCCUGAACUCUCAGGAGCAGAGCUGCCCCAGGGUGCUACCUAGUCCUCUUCAGGAAGCAUGAACUCUCCCUUGCGACAGCAACAGCAUGAGGACUAGGAAGGCCCACCAGCUCUAGGGAUCUUCCUGGGACCCUCAGAACCAGAGAGAAGCAACCCAGGACACCCCUUCAAAUUUGGUGAGGAGAUUUUUACAGAAUUUCCAUAGGGCAGACAGACCAGCUGGUAUGAAAAGCUGAGAGUCUUAAGCUCGAGAUAACCUCUCUUGAGUCUCAGAACUCAACUCUGAAAGAGUCGCUAAGAACAGACAAAAGCACUGAUUAGCUGCAGUAGAAAAUGAGUACAGAUAGCUUUUCCCAAUAUCUUGCACUUUGUGGAUUUCCUUUAGAUUAGUUUCAAGUUCACAUUUACCGUUUGGUUGUAAACUGAGAGGGUCGGGGGUAGGAGACGCAAGGUCUCCACUAGACAUGCAUGGGAUUUUUCAACAUAAACUCCAUGUCAUGUGAGUCUUGUAUGAGUUCCAGAAUUCCUGUCACACACUGUGUUCCUGGAAGUGAUCUCUGGGGCUGCCUCAGAUGCCAGCCUUAUUGUGAAAGCCGGGAGGCUUGCUAAUGCCCUCUCCCCUGAGAGGCGGUGAGCUGGUGGAGUUUUUCCUUGACUUCUGAGACCUGUGUGGGUUGACCUUUGGCAGGGGGAGGAUACCUGAGACAUGCUACAUGGAGAUCUUGUAUUUAAGCAACUGUGCAGCCUUUGCAAAUAGCAGCUGCUUAUUCCAGCUGAAGGCCUGUUAAACAGCUUGUCCAUGAGGUCUUCUGGCUAGCCCAUUGUGACCUCCAGGACUUCCAAGUACCUCUAGUUGUUUUAGUGCUUCAGGAAUUUGUCAAGAAAUACUCAGAAAUCCAGGCCUCGGGUAUUAGAUUAGAGCAGAGUAGCUUAGGUGUGUUAUCCAGAGUUUAUAGGGAAAAACCCCUUAGGAUUGUCCAUAUCCUGGACUUGACCUUGCAGGCUCUUCUGGAGGGUCUCCCAAAAACCCUUGCAAGAGUAUUAACGCAAUAGGACUCUGAGGGCACAUUCCACAGUGGAAGUAACCUCUGGCAGCAUACUCCCAAAUGCGAGUUUCAGCAAAGAACAAAUACCUAUUUUAUCAGUUUCUCAUCUUUACACAUUGUACUAUCAACAUAGAUUUCAUUUUUUAAACUUAUUAAUGAGAACCUGUAGAAGAUAGAGUGUCUGAAGCCACUGAGCAGUUAUUUUUUGAUAGUUUAGAAACAACAGACUUCUAAAUCAAGAUGUUCCUUCUGUCUACUGGGGUCACAAAACUUCUGUACCAGACUGGGCUGCUUUAUAAUUAAGAGAGCCUAUCAUUUUCUAGAGAAGGAAACAAAUUCGUAGGUUCCAGUGGCUUGUCUGACACACAGCCAGUUAGUAACAGAAUUCAGAGUAGAGUGCAGGUCUUUCCUCUCUUGGCUGGCUGUUCCACUUCUCUUUACUUUUCCUCACAAUUGAGCAGCUUUUGGCAAAAUGUGUUUCUUAUAGCAGUAGUUCUAAGAAAUGUUCAUAGAUGUAAGAGGAAAUAAUGUGUGUGGGGGCGGGCAGGGAUUCCAUGAUAAAAUUGCAGAAUGCUGGGUUUGUUUCUGUAGCACUUCUAGGAGUUUCUGACUUGCUGUUAUACCUGGAGAAUUUUUAAGAGGGGACAAAGACUUUGUUGAUUUAGAUGGGUGCCCCUCCUCCUCCUUUUCUCAGAGCAUCUCAAAAUGCUACAGGUCCUCUGGGAAACCUGGCUGUUCAUCAGGUUUACAGCUCUCUUAGAAGACAUCCCUAAUGGAACUUCUCAAAGGUGUGAAUUUACUACUGAGCUACGUGUAAUCUGUAGUCAGUCUCAGAGUUUCGUAAGAUACCAGAAAGUAUGUUUCCUGUUCAGAACUAUACUUUAAGAAGUAUAGAGAUUGUUUUCCACCUAUGGUAUGUAAAAUCAGUAUUUGUGUUUAGUUUUGCAAGUUUCUCAAGGAAACUUAGUGUGCAGAUACAGUGGUGAUAUAUUGACACCACAUUUUAGUAAUGCUUUUGUACGGCACUUUAUACUUCUCAGACUUUUUCUGGUGACAACCCUGUGUGAUAGGCAGUAUUAUUCUCAUCGUACAGAUGAGGCACUGGAGGCUCUGAAAGUGUAUUUUUGUGAUUUUUUUUUCUCCCAAACUUAUACAACAAAAUGAUGGGGCCAGAAUUUGCAGAACUUCUGACUCCAGGUCCAAAGUUCUUUGCUCCUCACUUGGCUUCUUAUUAUCUAACUUUGUGUUUUUCAAAGGCAUGGAGGCAGAUCUUAGAGGAAAAUCAUUUUGGCUUAUUACCAAACAUCAUUUUUUUCAGUAGUGCAGUGACCCAGAAAGUGUAACUCUUGUUGUAGCUGUCCCAAAGAAAACUCUUCUUUGUCCUUUGUAAUGGCACUUGAUUAAGUGAUUGGCAUGUAUUUCAAAUACCAUUUGAUUUUAAAACCAAAAUUGGAUAUGCCCUUGUAAUUUCUUAUGUACCUCUUUGAAAAUCUAUCGUCUCUAUAUACUCAGGCAAAAAAGACAUGGUUUAAAAAUGAAAAAGAAUAUUCCAAUACAACCAUAAAUAUUCCUACACAGAAUACUGUUUCUUAGCUUUAACUUGCUUUGACAACCUACUAAUGUAACUUCUUUGUAAAUGUAAAGUAUUUAUAUUUUGAAAUAAAAUUACUGGUGUCGAAUGAA